Coffea eugenioides is the source of this 1715-nucleotide messenger RNA. RefSeq lists its product as uncharacterized. Lineage: Eukaryota; Viridiplantae; Streptophyta; Magnoliopsida; Gentianales; Rubiaceae. The record is from RefSeq and is a predicted model, not a curated record. The transcript has 2 exons. Bases 397 to 903 code for a protein of 168 amino acids.
ACGCGUCUCCCACUUGUCCUCCCAAUUUGUUUCUUGCCACUGUAACUCAAGCACUAAUUGAAAUAUCUUCCUAUAAUUGAAGAUUCAGGUUGCUAUAAUUCUCCAUCCACAAGAUUUUCCCCCUAUUUUCUCCGCUUCUAGCCAAAUUUAACCUCAUCUCCUCUUCCUAUUUUAGUGCUUUCUGGAAUUUUCCCCCCAUAAAUCUGAUCUCUUUUAAGAACCCAUCAUUUUUUUCCCCUUAGAUGGGCUUAAGCAUGGCUUAGGUCGAAAACCCAGAUUAAGAAAAGGAGAAGAAACAAAAACCCAUUUGGAUUUUGCCUUAGGGUGAAGAAUCGUUUUGUCUUUUUUUUUUUUCCAUCCUUUGAUUGUAGUGAGUUGACUCAGUGGUAGAGAGAGAUGGCGACGGCGACGACGAUGGCUCAGCAUGUUAUGAUUGAGUCGCCCACGAUGAAUAGGAGGCAACCGUUGUUACCGGGUGGCUCUGCGGCUGCGGCGACUGCGACUGCGGCGGUGAAGGACGAGAGGGAGUGCCCGAGUGGGAGGACGAUAGGGGAAGUUGCAGGUGUGACUACGGCGGAGUGCGCCGCCGUGUGCUGCUGCUGUCCAUGCGCGGUGAUGCACCUGCUCAUCUUGGCCGUCUAUAAAGUUCCCAAGGGGCUGUGUAAAAAAGCCUGGAAGAAAAAUAAGAGGAAAAGAUUAUUAAAGAAAAAGAAGAAGAAUUUGGAGGAAAAUAAAAGUGGGCCGAAUGGCACUCAUCAUGAUGAUGAUGAAUCAUCAUCUGACGAUUAUGAUGAUAAUCAGAAGGGCGUUGGUGUAAUGGACGCCGUUGAUCUUGAUUCUGAAAUGUGGGACCGGUUUUACGGGGCUGGGUUUUGGAGAAGUCAUUCUCAAAGGGAAGAUUAAUUGAUUAAUGAUUUUUUUCCCCCAAGAUUUUUCCCUUUUUCUUUGAGAGGUAAAUUUUGGGGUUUUUUUUCCACAAAAAAAAAAGGUAAGGGGAUUUUUGGGAUGAUGAAAAAUGAGUAGUUGGCUUAAAAAAAAAAAGAAAAAGAAAAAAAGAGUAGUUGAGAAAGGGAUUUGAUUGUGAUUGAUCAAAGAUGAGUGGUGGUAGGCGGUUGUGAUUUUGUUUGGAGUUCUGAAUUUUGAUUGAUCACUUGUUUUUCUUCAAGGUAUGCAAUGUAUAGGCAACAGGCCAAAAACUUGAAAUGUUAUGAAUAUAUGGCAACUGUAAAGAGUGAACCGAAGGGUCUUCAAAGGACUCAUUCUUGCUCCUUUUCUGCAUUGAGGUAAUCUCAAGGUACAGAGACAAUUGCAAUAGGCUAUGAUUAUGAGAAUAUGAUUGUUGAAGCUGUAAUUUCUUCUAUUGGGGUGGCUCCAAAUUUUGUAGUGGAUGCUGUUUUGGGGAUCUGCCUGUCAAAUUUUCCCAUUGGAAUAGGGUGGUUAAUUCAAUUGACUAACAAGACAUAGAUAACAAAGGAUCCCCCCUUUUAGUAGUAGAAAUCUGUCUAUGCUAAACAUUUGCAGCAAGGGCUUUUGCUUUUGUUGUGGACUUUGUGUCUGUUCUUUGUUGUAUCUUUCUUAUUUUCAAGUUGCAAAAUUGAAAACAUGAAAAUUUAUACCCAAAACUUGUAUUGAUGAAUCCAGUGUAGGCUUGCCUAGCCAUGGGAGUAUUGCAACUCGAUCAAGAGUUAUUUGAUCAAUAAAGUGUAGAAAUUUAG